Lutzomyia longipalpis is the source of this 3969-nucleotide messenger RNA. Its product is annotated as protein argonaute-2. The transcript is spliced from 4 exons. Gene Ontology annotation, molecular function: protein binding; RNA binding. NCBI's taxonomy places the organism in Eukaryota, Metazoa, Arthropoda, Insecta, Diptera, Psychodidae. The record is from RefSeq and is a predicted model, not a curated record. Bases 119 to 3757 code for a protein of 1212 amino acids.
UCAGUUGGCAGCACGAUCGGGCCAAUGUCAAAGUGUAAGAAAAUUGUGAAAUUGGAGUGCAGAAAAAAUUUCUAAAAGCUUAUUUUUCAACUAAAUAAAGCAGGAAAAGUGAGUAAAAAUGGAAAAUCCUGAGAAGAAGAAAAAGAGAAACCGUGGACGUGGAAAAGGUCAAGGAGGUGCUGGAGAAGCUCCUGGGUCAAAGGAAGAACAUCCAUCAUCUCAGCCGGGUACAAGCAAACAACAUGGAAAUGAAAAGAAAACUACGAAGCAAACGCAGCAAUCAUCGGAAGAAAAAUUGACAAAAGAUUUCGAGAAAAAAAUGCAAAUUGAAGAUUCAGAGAAAGGUAGAACGUCGCAGGGAUCAAAGGACAGUGCUGGUGCCCAACAGGGUGCUCAAGGACAAGGGAAGAAGAAAAAGAACAAGCAAGGAGCAGAGCAAAAACAGACUGGACCGCCCGGAAAAGCGGAAGAGAAGAAAUUAGAGACAAAAGAAGUGCAAAAAGGUUUGGGGUCAAAGAUUUCUGGACCACCUGGAGUUCCAAUGCAAUCUGGACCUCCCAGAAUGCCUCAGCAAGCGUGGCCACAGCGUCCUGGAGCUCCCGGAAUGCCUCAGCAAGCGUGGCCACAACAAACUGGGGCUCCCGGAAUGCAACAAGGCUGGCCACAACAACCUGGAGUUACAAUGCAAUCUGGACCUCCCGGAAUGCCACAGCAAGCGUGGCCACAGCGUCCUGGGACUCCCGGAAUGCAACAAGGUUGGCCACAGCAGCCUGGAGCUCCUCCAGUGCAGCAGCAGGGUUGGCCACAACAACCUGGGGCUCCUGGAAUGCAUCAGCAAGCGUGGCCACAACAACCUGGGGCUCCCGGAAUGCCGCAGCAGGCGUGGCCACAACAACCUGGGGCUCCCGGAAUGCAACAAGGUUGGCCACAACAAUUAGGAGCUCCUGAAAUGGCGCCACAACAACCUAAACAAGCUUUGCCUUCACAGCAUGAAAUGCCACAGCAAGCACGUCAACCAAUACAAGCUAAAUCUUCAGCACAGGAAGCUCAACUUUCUCACGCCCCUCAGCAGCGUUCUGGACCUCCAUCGGACAUUUCCGAGACACAGUCGCAGAAAUCGGCAGGAGAGCAACCUGGUGGGAAGAAAGGUCAGAAGAAGGGGCAAAAGAAACCCCAAAGUGCUCGCGAUGAACGACCACCCGCGGGUGAUGCUCAGCCAACUAAAAGUGCUUCAACACCUACUCUUGGACAAUCAGGUGCCCCAACUAAACGUUCCCCCAUCAAGGAGGGACCAAAUGUUGCACUUUGCCCCUACAAAGGACCCGGAAAGAGUGGGCGAAAGGUUACUGGCUUCCUGACAAACUAUGUGAAGUUGAAUUUAUCGAAAUUGGUCGAUGUGGCUUAUCACUAUGAUGUAGCAAUGGAUCCAGAUAGGCCAAAGAAGCUCCUCCAGGUUGUCUUUGAGGCAUUCCGUUUGAAGCAUUUCCCAAAUAAUACCAUUGCGUACGAUCGCGCAAAGAAUGCAUACACCAUUCAACCCCUCAAUAUACCACCCAAUGGCUUUACUGAUGAGAUAACCAUUGAUGAUCCUGAGAUGUCACGCAAGAAGACCUUCAAGGUAUCCAUUCAGGAGACUGAUGAUCAUCAAGUCCGGAUGAGUCUUCUAAAGAGUGGAAAAAGCUACACGGGAGAACAAGAUAGGGGAAAAGUCUUGCGAGCACAUCAAUGUUUGGAGAUUAUUUUGCGUAUGGCUGCCCAGGGGGGUAUUCAUGUGGGGAGACAGUACUACUGGAAACCCCCAAAGUCAAUUCCGCUGGAUGGUGUAAUGGAAUUGUGGCAGGGUAUCUACCAGAGUGCCAUCUUUGGGCAGCAGGGACCCCUUUUGAAUGUCGACAUCACCAAUAAGGGUUUCCCCAUGGCUAUGCCGGUACUCAAAGUCUUUGAGAAUAAUCGCUGUGACCUCAAUCGUAUGCCCCAAGCACGUGAUUUGGAGAAUGUGAAGGCACAUCUCAAUGGGCUGAACAUUUCCUAUGCCCCAAAGGGUAAUGAAGCAUCCCGAAGGGUUUACAAAUUUCUCGGUUUUAAGGAUUCCGCACAACGGCAGCAAUUUACAUUGGAUGAUGGCAAAACAAUGACAGUGGAGCAAUAUUUUGCUGGUAAUAACAUGCGAUUGAAAUUCCCCCAUUUGCCUUUACUUCAUGUUGGUCCAAAGGAUAAGAAUAUCUAUCUUCCGGCGGAAUUUUGUACAAUCCCAGGUGGGCAGGCGGUGAUGAAGAAACUAACUGAUAUGCAAACAAGGACAAUGAUUAAGGAGACAGCAACGUCAACGGAUGUGAGAAAGGAGAGAAUUUUGAAUAUACUCCGUAAGGCAAAUUUCGAUGCGAGUCCCAUUGUGAGGGAUUUUGGAAUUGGUGUUGGGAAUGAAUUUGUUGAUGUUGAUGCGAGAAUUUUGAAUGCACCAAAAUUGGAAUAUGCCAAUAAGAAGGAGGUGUUGCCAAAUAAGGGUGUGUGGUACAAUGAUAAAUUCAUUGUGCCAACAACAAUUGAUAGUUGGGCAAUUCUUGUACUUCAGUUUAGACCCGAUAUGUUUGCCAUUGAUACUUUUGCAAAGAGACUCAUUGCAAUUGGGGGAAAACUCAAUAUGACCAUCACUACACCCCCAACACCGGUGCAAAUUGACAUUCAACGCAAUCAGCGGGAAUUUGAGAAGGUUAUGAAUGAAUGGAAGGGGAAGGUGAAGAUUCUGUUGGUGGUCAUACCGGGAUUUGGUGAUGCCUACAAGGAGGUUAAGAGAGCUGCCGAGGGGAAGUAUGGUAUCCUCACGCAAUGCGUAAAGCAUCAAACAGUUGUGCAGCGUGGUGAUGAGUCAACAGUAACGAAUAUCCUGCUGAAGAUGAAUUCUAAACUCAAUGGGUUGAAUCAUCGUAUUCACAGUCAGACAAAUCUCAAGCUUGGUGUGCUCAAAGAUGGGAAUUUUAUGGUUGUUGGUGCCGAUGUGACGCACCCGAGUCCAGAUCAGCGGAAUAUUCCGAGUAUUGUGGGUGUUGCGGCGUCAUAUGAUGAAGAUGGAUUCCGCUAUACGGGUAUGUGGCGCAUUCAGGAUCCCCGGAAGGAGAUGAUUGAUGAUCUAGCUAAAAUGAUUGAGGAUCAUUUGUAUUUCUACAAGAAGGAACGCAAAGGGCUUCUACCGCAUACAAUUCUCUACUAUCGCGAUGGUGUUGGUGAGGGGGACUUCCAGAGGGUGCUGAAUUUGGAAUUUCAAGCCAUUCGGCAGGGUGCUUCGCGUCUUGGUGACAAAUAUAAGCCCAAUAUUGUCUUUAUUGUUGUCCAAAAGAGGCACCAUACGCGCUUUUUCCCCGGAAAAUCGGGAAUAAGUGUGGGAAAGAAUAACAAUGUACCACCAGGGACGAUUGUUGACACCAAAAUUGUUCCAAUGCAGCAAAAUCAAUUCUUCUUGGUUGCCCACCAGGCGAUUCAGGGUGUAGCAAAGCCAACUAAGUACUGUGUGUUGGUGGAUGAAGCCAACAUUUCCAUUGAUGAUCUACAGGGAUUGACCUACAACCUCUGCCACAUGUUUACGCGAUGCAAUAGAUCCGUCUCAUAUGUUGCACCCACUUACUAUGCUCAUCUCAUGGCAGCCAGGGGAAAGGUUUACGUUGAAGGGGAUAGAUUGGACAUGAAUAACCUACAGCGCGAGUAUGAGAAGAGGAAGAUUAAAGAUGAAAUCGCCAUCAAACAUCCCAUGUUCUUUGUUUAAUAUCAUCACGACUUCAUCAAGUUUUACUUCUUUAUUUUUGCCCGAAGGAUGUGAUUGAAUUACUUUAUUAUUAUUCUAAUAUGUACUACAAAGAGGUUUUUGCAAUGAAUUCUGAAUUAUUAACAAUCUAUUAUAUCUAUCUAUAUAACCUAUCUAUUUGUUUAUAAAAUGAAUUCAAUAAUAAAAUGAUUGUUGAGUUCCCAAAAAAAAAA